This is a messenger RNA of Trachymyrmex cornetzi, 1728 nucleotides long. RefSeq lists its product as uncharacterized. Bases 1 to 1728 code for a protein of 575 amino acids. The transcript has 4 exons. Gene Ontology annotation, molecular function: RNA-DNA hybrid ribonuclease activity; nucleic acid binding. The record is from RefSeq and is a predicted model, not a curated record. Lineage: Eukaryota; Metazoa; Arthropoda; Insecta; Hymenoptera; Formicidae.
AUGGAGAGAAUGAUUAUAAAUCGCAUGUAUUGGCUCAUUGAGUCCCCUACUUUAGACACGCCAUUACUUCCUGACAAUCAAUUUGGCUUCAGAAAGUUUCGUUCCUGUCAGGAUAAUUUGACCGCUCUUGUUGCUGGUAUUCAUGCAGGCUUCUUGGUUAAGCAGGACACUGUAGCGGUAUUUGUUGACAUAAAAUCGGCCUUUGAUAACGUUCUCCCUCACGUUCUCCUUCAGGAUCUUUGCAAACUGGACUUUCCCCCUCGCUUGCUUUCUUUCAUAUCUAACUUUAUUUCCCACCGUUCAGUGCAAUUUGUUAGCCAAGGUUCUAUCUCCGAGCCAAGAUCGGCGCUGAAAGGCACCCCGCAGGGCUCUGUCCUCAGCCCGACGCUUUUCAAUCUCUACCUCAGAAACGUCAAUGAGGUACUUGACUCUGACACCGAGCUUCUGCAAUUUGCCGAUGACAUUGUCAUCUUUUCCUCGCUUAAGGAUACCGAAGCCGCAAUCAAUUCGAACCAACUCAUUUUACCAUCUCCUACGGUUCGCUUCCUGGGCGUAUUGCUCGACCCCAAGCUGUCGGGUAAACCACACAUGUCAUACAUCAUCAAUAAAGGCAAACGCAUACUUCAGAUUAUCCAGGCUCUCAGAGGAACCUGGCGGAGAGCUCAUCCUCACAUGCUUCUCACUAUAUAUAGAGCUAUGCUACGAGCAUCUAUCGAAUACUCGGCUCUAAUCUUUGGGCUCAAACAUAACAAUCUAUCCCGUGCGCUUCAAAUCAUCCAAAAUCAGGCUCUUCGUCUUUGCUUCGGUUACCGCAUAUCCACUCCUUUGAACGUCAUCUUCGCUGAGUCGGGUGAACUCACACUCACCCAUAGAUUCCGGCUACUUGCUUUGCACUAUUUCCUUAAAAUAUCUUCGGUACAACAACACAUCACUGUCGAUAAGUUGCAUCAACUUUGCGACCUGGCUGAAUUUCGAGAUCUCACAUCUGACUCAACUCUUUUCUAUACCGACGGGUCUAAGGUGGAUCAUAGCACGCACGUGGGGGCGGCGGUUUUCGCCCCACAGUUGCAAUGGGAGCUUAUGCUUAAACUUCCACCGUAUGCCUCCGUUUUCUCGGCGGAGGCAUAUGCGAUCUACACCGCUAUCACGCUGGCCAUCGAUCGCAAACUACCAAAGGCAAUUAUUAUUACGGACUCUAAAAGCGUCCUUGAGGCGGUCAAAAGCUUUCGCAACCCAACAAAUAACUACCUCAUUCCGCUUAUCCGAUCUGUGUUAGUGAAAGCUGAAUCUAAGGGUACAGAAAUUAACUUCAUCUGGAUACCCUCCCAUAGGGGGAUCUCCGGAAACGAAAAAGCUGAUCAAUUAGCCAAACGUGCAAUUCGCCAAGGUAUUGAACGCAACUUUAAAGUACCAUACUCCGAUCUAUGCGCGGUCACUAAGCAAGAAAUCUCUGAUAACUUUUACCUAUAUCUAGAAUCUCAAGCAGAUAUUAAGGGCUCCUUUUACUUCACUAAUAUUUUCAAAAGGUCCGCCAAGCCUUGGUAUUUUCGUAUGAACAUUCCUAGAGAGAGCAUUGUCAUGAUCAACCGCUUGCGUUCCGACCAUUACAAUCUAAAUUACAGCCUCCACCGGAAAAAUUUAAUCGAUGAUCCUUCCUGUCCCUGUGGGUCACCACAACAAGACAUGAUUCAUAUGAUAUACGAGUGUCCAGAAUCCAGGGGCUUAUAA